AUGGCCGAUGCUGAUUUCCUGAUGAGAGACCCAACAUGUGGUAGUUUGCAGUCUCAAAGCCUAGAAGCUUUCUCUUCUCAAUCUUUAUGUGAUAGAUUAGCUCAUGUUCAAUCAACGUUGACUGUCAAAGUAAAUAUAAUGGUUGAGUGUAAUUUCAUCCUAUUUGAACAUAUUCCAUUAAUGGGUAAUUUCGAUCUUUUUUAUGGUGCUGUUGGAAAGGUGAGAGGGUAUUCUGGGUUCAGCGAGGUUCGAUCACGGGGCCGUGAGCUUGGAGUUUAUGGUCCCUUCAAAAUUAGGUCUAGGCAACGGUUCAAUUCCUCAUUGAGUGAUUUCACUGUUUGCAACAAAUAUUUAUAUGAUUCCCCAUAUAGUUAUCCUGCAUGUGUGCAUCUGUGUCCCUACACCUACUUGAUUUUACAUGUGUACACAAAAUGUGUGUCAAUUUGUGAGCAUGGCUGCAUGGUAGUUAUGGUUGGGAAGAUUGGUGUUACGGCAAAUUCGCAGUUGUAUAUAGCAGCACCCUUUGUGUUAAAAGGGACACUACAGGGUGUGAGGGGGGCACUUUCCCAGCCAGCGGGGAUUCGGUUUUGUAUUGCAUGCAACCGCUCUACUCGCUACGACGCUACCCUACAAAACACUUUUGAAGAAAAAACACGCGCCUUCGCCACAGUCACCACCACCACCACCACCACCAGUCCACAUCUCUCGCCGCCGCCGUCUCAUUCCCCUCGAUCCCAACAAAACCCCAAUUCCGCCGCCGCCGCAUCUCAUUCACCACCAUCUCCGCCCGCCGCAUACCGGACGGCCAUGGAAGCCCUCUCCGUAACUCCGCCGGAAUCCGCCUCUCCCGCCACAGCGGAGCACCUUACCGUCAUCGACGACGGCCCUUCCUCUCCUCCUGUGCCCGAAAACACUGGCACCGAAACUCAGAGCAUUUCCUCUGCUGCCGAUGAAGGCAAAGGCGGAGACGCGGCGGAUGCCGGAGAUCGGAGGAAGGUGCUGCCGGAGGAGCUUUGUCGAAACGCGGUGAAGCUUCCGUGCGAGUCGAUCGCGGAAGGUGGAAUUUGCGAGGUAUCCGCCUCUCCCGCCACGGCAGAGCACUUUAUCUGCAUCGACCGCCCUGCCUCUCCUCCGCUGCCCGAAAACACUAGCACCAAAAUUCGGAGCAUUUCUUAUGCUGCGAAUGAAGACAGAGGCGGCGACAUGGCAGCGGAUGCCGGAGGUCGGAGGAAGGUGCCGCCGGAGGAGCUUUUUCGAAACGUGGUGAAGCUUUCGUGUGAGUCGAAUGCCCAAGGGGGGAUUUGCGAGGUUUAUUUGAUUGGAACGGCUCACGUUUCUGAGGAAUCAUGCCAAGAAGUUAAAGCUGUAAUCGGCUUUGCAAAACCACAGGUUGUUUUCUUGGAACUAUGCCCCAGUCGUACGGCUGUACUUUGUCCUCAGAAUUUAAAGGUACCAACCAUGAGAGAUAUGGUGGAGAUAUGGAAGACACAGCACGAUAUAUUUGGAAUCCUAUACAGCUGGUUUCUGGCCAAGGUUGCCAGCAAGCUUGAGGUUUGCCCUGGUUCUGAGUUUCGGGUGGCAUGUGAAGAAGCGCUCAAGUAUGAUGACAAUGUGCAAGUGAAACUUGGUGAUCGCCCAGUACAAAUUACUUUACAAAGGACAUGGGCAAAGAUGCCACUUUGGCAUAAGACAAAAUUACUUUAUUCCGUGGUUUUCCAAGCAUUCUUUUUACCAAGCGCUGAAGAUCUCAAAAAAAUGCUGAAGGAAAUGGAUAAUGUUGAUAUGUUGACUCGUGUGAUUCAAGAUAUGAGCAAGCAAUUCCCCACUCUCAUGGAAACCCUUGUACAUGAGCGAGAUCAGUACGUGUCAGCAACUUUAUUUAAAGUUGCUGGUACGCACAGUUCAAUUGUUGCAGUUGUCGGAAAGGGGCACCUGGAGGGAAUAAAGAAUUACUGGAUGCAAUCUGUUGAGCUGGAGCACCUUGAGCAUGUAGAUAUGACUUCACGGAGGCUGGCUAUUUCAGCAGUGAAGCUCCUCACAACUGUAGGAGUGGCAGUUGCUGGUGUGGCCAUGAUUUCUGGCCUUCGCGGAGGCUGGCUAUUUUAGCAGCGAAGCUCCUCACUCUGUACUCCUUACUCAUUAUAUGUCCGCAGUAUGGAAGUAACAUGAAUAGCUUACCACAUAAAAUGAAAGUGUAUAUAUAUGUACACGCAGAUUGCACAAGGUUAUAGCUCCCGACAGGUCUAGCUACCUGGACUUCUGGUUAAAUGCUCCAAGUUAAGGUGAGGGAAACACAAAACGACCGGGUGUUGGUUCAAUAGUUACAACACUUGAUUUUCUCGC
This is a messenger RNA of Rhododendron vialii, 2343 nucleotides long. RefSeq lists its product as uncharacterized. The record is from RefSeq and is a predicted model, not a curated record. Bases 1 to 2106 code for a protein of 701 amino acids. NCBI's taxonomy places the organism in Eukaryota, Viridiplantae, Streptophyta, Magnoliopsida, Ericales, Ericaceae. The transcript has 13 exons.